AGCGUGAACCCCCAGGGAGUUAGGUCGAUCUAAAACUUAAUCUUUAGAUCGAUCUAAAUCUCUGGGAAAGCACUCAUUGACAAAGCCCCCUUUUGGCCAGAAAAGGUCCAAUCUGAAUUGAAAUUUGGGUCAUGCAAGGGUUAAAAGGGUCAGUCUCUUACCUUGUAUUGAAAUUGGCAACUACGUACAGGCCUAUAUUAUGGCACAUUGAUAAGAUAGCUUUUAGAAUACUGUUAUGUGUUUGCCUUAAUCCAUAACCAUACAGCUUAUAUUAAUGGCUUUAAGAUGAUAAAACAAACUUUGCUUUGAUAUUUGUCAUGAUCUUUUAUUCAAUAGGAUAACAAAAAUGAGUUGGUUUAACCAUGAUAGAACAAUUAUUGGUCAUGCAUGUAGUCUAUCACAAUUCUUUCUUGGGACUUAUAUAGCCCAAAUGAAGUUAAAUGUAAUACACGUACCGGAAGAAGGGAAUAAAUAGUUAAAACUGAAAUUGAUGACAGAUUUUAGAAGCUUAUAUUUAAACAGUCAUAGAUAUUACACACUGCAUCUUUAUGAUCAGGAUCAGUGCAUUGCUAGGUUAAAGUGUAUACAAAACCCAAAAAGCAUGAGCAAAAUUUGAAUAAAAUAAAAUUGUGAAAUCUUCUCUAACACAAUUUCACAUUGAUUGCCAGAUGCAGCUCUAUACACAUUACAGGGGCUCUGCUAAAAUAAUCAAAAUGUUUUAUGCAUGAAAACACUAAACUAACUGGGGAUGUCCGAUUGUGGCUCCCAAAAAGUCAGGAAUCUGCUGAUAGUAGGUAAAAUGUCAUUAUCUGCUAUGGGUCCACUGCCAUCAAUUAACACUAUUAAUGCCUAUGAUAAAUAGCAGCUAUAAUACGGGGCACUGGCUUAAAAUUAAGUAAGAAGCACGUGGUGUGGUGAAUAAAAUAACGAAAAAGGAAUGGGUGUUUUUGCUGUUAAAGUGUGAGUGUAACUGUUUAAAUGCUUUGUACUUAUAUCAAGAUAAAUAUUUAAGUUAAAAGAAAUUGUGGGGAAACUGUUAUAUUGGCCAAUUUUGGGCAUUUUCUUGAAACUAUCUUCUGGUACCUGAAUUUUUAUCAAAUUUUAUAUAAUUACUAUAUGCCAAAGUUGAAUGUUGCUGUCUCUAAAUCUAACAAAAAUCUCUUAUAAUUAAAGUUUUUGUCUACUUUUUAUUUGAAAGCUAGUAGGCCUAUAUAUAUGUGUAUUUUCCCCCAAAAAUCCAGCAAAUCUAAUUUUCCUCGGAAAAAGGAAUAGGGGUCUUUCAUGUUGUCAUGGAGGUCAGAGAGCUGGGAAUCAAACUACGAGUACUAGUACAUGAACAUGCACCAUUCGUGAAUACAGUCACCCCUGCUGGGGGCCGCCUGCUGGUUUAGUACAGACGUAGAUUCUACUGCAGUUGUAAAAGAUAACGUUGAGACACCGUUUAGCCACCGUUGAGAUUGUUCAAAGGCUUUUGUAUUCUGUUGUGCUGCUUUUUUUACGUAUAUAGCACAAGCAAGGUACGACUCUGGAAACGGGACGACUUCUAUUCCUAACAAACUACUGUAUAGUAGGUAAAUUGCCUUGACACGAAAUGACCUUUGGUAACUAACAGCUGACCAACUUACAAAACUAGGUCGACUUUGUAAACGUGUGCAAGAUUGAGAUACGCUGUAGAUGCCAUUCUUAACUCGUGGUUUGAUGGCCCAGGUGAUGCGAGCUAUCCGAGUGAAUGAGUUUGGUGGACCUGAGGUGUUGGUGCUGGCUAAAGAUGUCCCCAUUCCAAAACCUGGGAAAUGUCAGGUUUUGAUCAAGGUAGCAGCUGCAGGGAUAAACCCAGUGGACACAUAUAUCCGCACAGGAACACACACAGUGAAGCCACCAUUGCCCUAUACCCCUGGCAUGGACGUGUCAGGAAUAGUGGAGGAAUUAGGGGAAGAGGUCACUAAGUUUAAAAAAGGAGACCACGUGUACACAGUUCGCACAGCUUCUGGUGGGUAUGCCGAGUAUGCAGUGGCUGAUGACAGGACAACCUUUAAACUCCAUAAAAACUUGGAGUUUACACAGGGAGCUUGUGUUGGAGUCCCCUACUUCACUGCAUAUAGGGCCCUUGUUAUUAGGGGCAGUGCUAAACCAGGAGAAACUGUGCUUGUCCAUGGUGCAAGUGGCGGAGUUGGUUUGGCAGCUUGUCAGAUAGCUAAGAACCUGGGUCUGCAGGUUAUAGGUACUGCCAGCACAGCAGAGGGCCUGCAUCUUGUCAAGGAGAAUGGGGCCCACCAUGCUUUUAAUCACAAGGAAGAGGGGUACCUGGACAAAAUAAAGGAGGCCACAGAUGGUAAGGGAGUUGAUAUUAUAUUGGAGAUGUUGGCCAAUGUAAACCUGCCUGCUGACACGAUGCUUUGCAAGAAACAUGGCCGCAUUCUGAUUAUAGGUAAUCGUGGGAGUUGUGAGAUCAACCCUCGUCAACUGAUGACAGUUGAAACAUCAGUUAUUGGAGUCAUGCUCAUGGUGACUGAACCGCAUGAAUGGGAAAUGAUGGGAAGCUUCAUGUAUGCUGGUAUGGAACAGGGCUGGUUGAAACCAGUGGUACACAGGAAAUAUGACCUGAAGGAGGCGCCACAAGCACACAUAGAUGUCAUCAGCAAUCAGGGGUCCAAGGGAAACCUGGUUCUGCAGAUAUAGCACAUGUACCGUACAAAAUUAGCUGCCGAUCAAUUAUCUCUUGCCUAGGAAGAAUGAUGUUAGUGCUUAAUGCAAUGUUUGCAGAUAAUUAAUUUUAAUAAAAAUUAUGGGACCACAGGUUUAUAGAAUUUCUAGCACAGUCAACUACUACAGCUUGCAGGCAAAAUUGUCCCAGCUGGAAAGAAUUUCUAUGAACUUUUCUAUGAAUCUAGGAACUUGAGCUAUGUAAUUUUGCUUUUAAAUAACAAUAUUAUAAUUAGGGAUGGACACCUUCAAGGGCUUGGCCAGAGAUAAAGUAGAAGUUUCUUUAUAUACUAGAUAAAAGUUACAGGAGAUUGAAUUUGUAUAUGAAUGCUCAUCUGUUGUUCUUCCUUUUGCAUUAAAUUGUCAAAGUAAACAUUUAAAAUCAGUGUUAAUACUAAAUGCAGCCUUCCGGUGUAGGCUUUUUCUCCCAUCUGAUUUCUGUCCAUUGGAUAAUAAGACAAGCACAAAAAAUACUGUUUCCAAAACAGUGUAUAACUGUGAUUAGUCAUUGUUAAAGUGACGGGGAUUUUGCUAUUUCUGCUGUUGGUGGUUCAAAUGGAAGACAAUGUAAAUUUGUUCCUCACGGAAGUAUGAUGUACAGAUAGAUUUUAACCUUAUAAGACUUCCUUGCAAAAUGAAAGAGUUUGCAAAAAGAAUUUUAUUGCUGCUAAUUUGCAGCCAUAUUGCGGAAAAUUUGCAAGGAACUGCAGAUUGCAGCAGUAUUGCAGGCCUGAUAUUUUGUUAUGGGGCCCUAUUUCCAGACGAUGGUGAGAGCCGUUAUCUAAGAAAACAUUUUCUUACAGUUGUCAAUCAAUGUGAUUGAUCAGCAUCAAUAAAACUGCAACAUACUUCAUGCUGCUUUGAUUUUAAAAUCUGUGAAGAUGUCAACAGCAGUAUUGUAUGUCAGAUAUGAAUAUUUAAAUCUGUAUGGCAAUAUUUUGUGUCUCUAACUUCUAACAAAACAACAGUGCCAAUAAAGGAAUAAUUUUUUACUAAGGCAAUGUUGUGUCUCUUAGCUGUGCCAAUGAAAGGUGAAGUGAUAUCAAAACCAUAUAAAUGAAAAAUAACAGGAUUUUAUUGCUUAUUGUAAGACAGACUAAAAGAAGUGGUUAAACAGUUUAAAAUAUACAACAAGUUUAUUGCUAAAUGUUGAAAAGGAACUUUUCAAUACAUGCACUGCAAUUACAUUGUUACUCUCUCAACCACAAACAUUUGUCUAUUCUGUAAAGGACUGCCAUUAAAUUGACAUUUUCAUUACAAAGAUAAAUUUUAAAAAUAAAUUCAGAAUGUAAUUGCUGUAUCAAAGAAGAUUAAAGAUGGCUAAUAUAGUAAACAAUGAACUCUAAUCUAUUCCUCAAGACAGCACUAGAUCAUAACACUGUCACGCAUGUACACAUGUAUACGUAAAAGUCUGUAAUAUAAACAAUAAAAAUGAUGGACAAACAUUA
Messenger RNA from Lingula anatina, 4151 nucleotides. RefSeq names its product zeta-crystallin-like. Lineage: Eukaryota; Metazoa; Brachiopoda; Lingulata; Lingulida; Lingulidae. The record is from RefSeq and is a predicted model, not a curated record. Gene Ontology annotation, molecular function: quinone reductase (NADPH) activity; mRNA 3'-UTR binding; zinc ion binding. Gene Ontology annotation, cellular component: cytosol.